UAGAUUCCGCAGAGCAGAGAGUAUUCCGAAGACUGAACAUUGUAGCGCUGCUGGUCUGUGCAACGGUUGGCUGUUAAUAGAGAGAAAGUAAUGGCUUCCGCAGGUCUCCAGAUGUUGGGUAUAUCGCUUGCAAUCAUCGGUUGGAUUGGCGACAUCGUCAUCUGCGCGCUUCCUAUGUGGAAAGUGACGGCUUUCGUCGGCAAUAACAUCGUGACUGCGCAGACCUUCUGGGAAGGCCUUUGGAUGAACUGCGUGCAACAGAGCACAGGCCAGAUGCAAUGUAAGAUUUAUGACUCCAUGCUGGCUCUCCCCCAGGACUUGCAGGCCGCAAGAGCUCUGGUUAUUAUCUCCAUCCUUGUGGCUGUUCUCGGUAUCCUGAUUUCCAUGGCUGGGGCAAAAUGCACUAACUGCAUAGAGGAUGAAGCGGCUAAGUCUAAGGUGGCCAUAACAUCCGGCGUGUUUUUCCUUGUUGCUGGGGUUCUCUGCCUGAUCCCAGUGUCCUGGUCUGCAAAUACCGUCAUCAGGGAUUUCUACAACCCGCUGCUUAUAGAUGCUCAGAGGAGAGAGUUGGGGGCGUCGCUCUUCAUCGGUUGGGGUUCUGCGGGUUUGAUUAUCCUCGGCGGCGCUCUGAUCUGCUGCCAGUGCCCCCAACGCAAGGAGAGUGGGUACUCUGCCAAAUAUUACGCCCCUCGCUCGGCCGCAAGUGGGGGAGCCUACGUCUGAUAACAGACUUUUUGAUGCAGUGAAUCUGUGCUUUGGACUAUAGCAUGUCGAUUUCAAAUCUUAGUUUUAAUUUAUUUUACAGAUUGGGGAAACGUCUAACGCUUUUUGCAUGAAUAUGAAUUGAUGUAAUGUUGAACUGUUGAAAUAAAUUUAGAAAUUCCUAAA
Messenger RNA from Esox lucius (northern pike), 888 nucleotides. RefSeq names its product claudin-like protein ZF-A89. The transcript has a single exon. Gene Ontology annotation, cellular component: bicellular tight junction; plasma membrane. Gene Ontology annotation, molecular function: structural molecule activity. The coding region runs from base 91 to 723 and encodes 210 amino acids. Gene Ontology annotation, biological process: cell adhesion; bicellular tight junction assembly. NCBI's taxonomy places the organism in Eukaryota, Metazoa, Chordata, Actinopteri, Esociformes, Esocidae. The record is from RefSeq and is a predicted model, not a curated record.